AAGUGACGGGUUGGCGAGUCGCGGUCAUCGGCCGCAGUCGUGCUCGCGUGCUCGUGCGGGCAGCGCGUAGCUCCGUAGACCUCUACGAACAUACAUACUAUUAGGCGGAUGUAUUGUUCGGCUACAUUUAUCUAUUUAAAAGUUUAAAUAGAUAAUAUGUCGAAUGAUAUGAAGUCAGCAUCAAUGGAUCUGAACGGGUCUCGAUCGUGGUGUAGAAGAGACAAUGAUGUGAAAAUCGAAUUUGGAUUCGGGGUACCGCUGGGAGCGAUGUCCGCUCAUCCAGUGUUCCACUCUGCUUGGGAUAUCGGUUGUCCAUCUUCUGGUUUCCAUCAAAUGGCCAGGAUGAUGGAUCGCAUGAUGUCAGAGAGUCUUCAGCCGUUUGGUUUCGCAAAAAUGACUGCACGACGCGAGGGUGACAAGAAAGGUGAGGGUCCACCGAGAGAUGGUCUCAGAACUGAUAAAAGUGAUAGUAGGAGGGAGAGAGCGAAAAAUCCCAACACCCAUCUCGGUAAUGGCACAAGACAUCCUCCUACACAAGUUGUUCGACCGACGCCAAUAAAUUCAUUCCAAGAACAAUCGACUGAACCACCUAAACCGACAGAUCCAACGACGGAAAAAUGGGCAGGCACUUUAAGGAAAAGAGAUCCAGAUAUCCAACCAACUUUACCAUCUAUUGUAUCCCGUAAAUCUUCUUCUACAAACUCUUCAGUAAGCAGUGGAAGGAAGACGCGCUCAGUCGAUCGGAUUCCUAGAACUCGCCGACAGCUAGCUCCUAUAAAACCAGUAGUCCGAAAAACUGAUAUACCUUCAGAGGGAGAUGUAACCAUGCUAGAAAAAGAUGAAAAAAUAUUCAACACUGCUGGUUAUGAAGUACAUUUAGUGGAAACUUUGGAGAGAGAUAUAUUGCAGAAAAAUCCUGACGUUCGCUGGAGAGACGUGAUUGGUUUGGACGACGCGAAGUCUGUAUUGCAAGAAGCCAUGGUACUGCCGCUCGUAAUGCCUGAUUAUUUCAAGGGCAUUCGUCGUCCAUGGAAAGGGGUGUUAUUGACUGGUCCUCCGGGUACGGGAAAAACGCUUCUUGCAAGGGCAGUAGCGACCGAAUGUCGGACCACAUUCUUCAACGUCUCGUCAGCGACUCUAACAUCGAAGUACCGCGGGGAUUCAGAGAAACUUGUCAGACUUCUGUUCGAUAUGGCGGCCUUCUACGCACCGAGUACAAUAUUCCUGGACGAGGUCGAUUCAUUAUGCGCGGUCCGAGGUGCUGAUUCGGAACACGAAGCCUCGAGGCGUUUCAAAGCGGAAUUGCUCAUUCAAAUGGAUGGUCUGGCUGCAGCAUUCAAUCAAGAUAAGGUCAUUAUGGUGCUGGCUGCAACCAACCACCCGUGGGAUAUCGAUGAGGCGUUCAGGAGACGAUUUGAAAAACGAAUUUACGUGGGAUUGCCCGACGAGACAACGAGGGUGAAACUACUAAGGCUAUGCUUACGAGAAGUGGUGUUGGGAGACGACGUCGAUUUUGUAGAAUUAGCGACAAAGUUGGAGGGUUACAGUGGCUCGGAUAUAAAUAAUCUUUGCAGGGACGCGGCGAUGAUGACAAUGCGUCGUAAAAUAGCUGGCAAAAGUCCUGACCAGAUACGUCGUUUGAAGCGUUCCGAAUUGGAUGCUCCAGUCUCCAAAGAGGAUAUUAGUGCUGCCAUAGAGAAGACGCGUCGCACCGUCACGCAAGCUGAUGUAGCGCGUUACACCACCUGGAUACAAAAGCACGGCUGCUCCUAGCGUAGGGCUAAAGCGCUUAAAGCGCUGCUUCGGUGCCUAAAGAAUUAGUAGGUGCGAAGUGAUAAAAUUUUAUAACAGUGAAUUGACUAUUUAACACUUAAAAAUAUAUAAAUACUAUUAUUAACUUUAUAAGCCUUUACUAACGUUUUAUUAAAUAAAUUUGUUGUUUAUGUUUUAUGGAGUGUUUCGAGGAUAUUGAAGCGGUUUCGCUAGAUUUAAGAGUUGCAAUGGUGUAUUUUAUUUAUAUUGAAUAUACUGUUUCCACUUAAGUUGGUAAUUCAAAAAUCACCAAAAAUUACACCAUGUAUCAAUUUUUAUUGACAAUAUGUCAGUGUAACUACAGGCCAAGGUUGGUGGCGUAUUGGCGAUGUAAGAAAAUGUUAUUAUAUUUCUUAAAGAGCUAAUGUCUAUGGGCGGUGGUGAUUACUAUCAUAUUAUAAAAAAAGUAAAGGAACUUGUCACCAUUCACAUAAAAGAUGCCAACUUUCUAAUAUGUUAUCGAAGUUUGUAAAUUGUAGGCUAUUAUUUGAUAUUACAAUUCAACUUCAACCAAUAUAUACUAAAAUCGGGUCCUCUCAAUAGUAUUCUAUCCCUUUUACACAAAUUGAAUGUGUCCUUGGAAUGAGACAAAACAUUAACAAUAGGCUUUAUAAAAAGUAUAUAUAUCGUUUGUUCUAAGAUAUUGAUGUCUAAUUCUUAGAUUAUUUAUAUGUCUAGAGAGACUGUCGAAUUAAAAAAGAACUAGAACAUACUAGUCAACUUAUCUCGGUGUGCGUGACAGUUACGCUUGACACUCGCCAAACGUCAUACUCCUUCACUAGUGUGCGUGAGGGCACAAUUUAUUUCGAAGCGUUCGUAACUUUGUCAGUCUUAUCUAAAUAUAUAAAUAAUGAAAGUUUUAAUUGUGUUCUAAAUUGAAAAUAAGAAACGUUUUCGAUUAAAAUAGCUUUAUUAAGGAAUGGUGUUGUGGUUUUUUAACAAUUUCUGUCUGUAAUGUAAAUUAAUUGAUAGUGUAAUGUGCUGUAAAAUUGUGAUUAAUAAAACUUUUGCUGAUA
This is a messenger RNA of Vanessa tameamea, 2828 nucleotides long. Its product is annotated as katanin p60 ATPase-containing subunit A1-like. Gene Ontology annotation, biological process: microtubule severing. Gene Ontology annotation, molecular function: microtubule severing ATPase activity; ATP hydrolysis activity; microtubule binding. The coding region runs from base 157 to 1773 and encodes 538 amino acids. The transcript is spliced from 9 exons. NCBI's taxonomy places the organism in Eukaryota, Metazoa, Arthropoda, Insecta, Lepidoptera, Nymphalidae. The record is from RefSeq and is a predicted model, not a curated record. Gene Ontology annotation, cellular component: microtubule cytoskeleton.